UUUCGACUUACGGGUUCAAGAUGAACAAAGUGUGCGCUAUUUUUGGAGGUUCCCGGGGUAUUGGCAGGGCAGUAGCCCAGUUAAUGGCCCAGAAAGGCUACCGACUGGCGAUCAUCGCCAGAAAUCUGGAAGUGGCCAAAGCCGCCGCAGGUGACCUCGGCGGAAAUCAUUUAGCAUUUAGCUGUGAUGUUGCUAAAGAACAUGAUGUUCAACAUACAUUUGAAGAGAUGGAGAAACAUUUAGGUCAAGUAAAUUUUUUGGUAAAUGCAGCUGGUAUUAACAGGGAUAGUCUUUUAGUAAGAACAAAAACCGAAGAUAUGAUAUCUCAACUUAAUACUAAUCUCUUGGGUUCUAUGCUGACUUGUAAAGCUGCCAUGAGGACUAUGAUUCAACAACAGGGAGGGUCUAUUGUUAAUGUAGGAAGUAUUAUCGGUUUAAAAGGCAAUUCUGGCCAGUCUGUGUAUAGUGCCAGUAAAGGAGGAUUGGUUGGAUUUUCACGUGCACUUGCUAAAGAGGUAGCACGAAAGAAAAUUAGAGUGAAUGUAGUUGCACCAGGAUUUGUUCAUACAGAUAUGACGAAAGACUUGAAAGAAGAACAGUUAAAGAAAAGCAUUCCUCUUGGAAGGUUUGGAGAAACCAUUGAGGUGGCACAUGCAAUUGUGUUUCUUUUAGAAUCACCAUAUAUUACAGGACAUGUUCUAGUAGUGGAUGGAGGGUUACAACUUGUGGUAUAAUUUAGAGAUUGUUCAGUUAUAAUGGUGAUUAGAAUGAAGUCAUACUUUAGCUAUUGAUAAGACAAUCAUACUACCUGGUGACACUUGCUAAUCAAACCUACUGAUGCUACCAAUGUUGAUUUCCUUCUUUAUAUAAAUGUUUGAAAAGAA
Marmota flaviventris (yellow-bellied marmot) is the source of this 884-nucleotide messenger RNA. It is a transcript of the gene Cbr4, whose product is annotated as carbonyl reductase 4. Gene Ontology annotation, molecular function: oxidoreductase activity, acting on the CH-OH group of donors, NAD or NADP as acceptor; quinone binding. The record is from RefSeq and is a predicted model, not a curated record. Gene Ontology annotation, biological process: fatty acid biosynthetic process. NCBI's taxonomy places the organism in Eukaryota, Metazoa, Chordata, Mammalia, Rodentia, Sciuridae.